Messenger RNA from Enhydra lutris kenyoni (northern sea otter), 1002 nucleotides. Its product is annotated as melanoma-associated antigen 8-like. Gene Ontology annotation, cellular component: nucleus. The record is from RefSeq and is a predicted model, not a curated record. Bases 1 to 1002 code for a protein of 333 amino acids. Gene Ontology annotation, biological process: negative regulation of transcription by RNA polymerase II. NCBI's taxonomy places the organism in Eukaryota, Metazoa, Chordata, Mammalia, Carnivora, Mustelidae. The transcript has a single exon.
AUGCCCCUGGGUCAGAGGAGUGAGCUGUGGAAGCUGGAGCAAGACCCUGGACCAGGACCAGGCCAGGGCCUGGAGGAGGCACAGCAGUGCGGGGCUGGAGGGGUGGAGGCCCUACCUCCCUCCUCCGCCUCUGCCUCCUCCCAGUCCACCGUCCCUUCCCUCUCCUGCUCUGCCCUGUCUCUGGGGCCCCCGGAGGAGGGGUCUGCUGCGGGGACCCCGAGUCCUCCCCAGAGCCCUCAGCGGGCCUGCCCCUCGCCCGCGGCCAUGGCAGCCACUGCCUGGAGCCAGCCCGACCAGGGCUCCAGCAGCUCAGAUGAGGAGGGGUCCAGCACCUGGGAGGAGUCCGAAGAAGCCGAGCCUUGGCUCUCAGACGUGCUCCAGGAGAAGACAGCUGACCUGGUGGGGUUCCUGCUCCUCAAGUAUCUCACCAAGGAGCCGACCAGCCAGGCGCAGAUGCUGGCGAUCGUCGGCGAGGGUGAGCAGGACGCCUUCCCCGGGAUCCUGGGCCAGGCGUCGAAGUGCAUGCAGCUGGUGUUCGGCGUGGAGGUGAAGGAAGUGGACCCCAGCGAGCACUCCUACGUCCUGGUCCCCGUCCUGGGCCUCACCUGCGAUGCGAUGCUGAGCAUUGAGCAGGGCGCGCCCAAGACGGGCCUCCUGGUGGUGCUCCUGGGGGCGAUCCUCCUGGAGGGCGACCGUGCCCGCGAGGAGGUGGUGUGGGAAGCGCUGGGGGUCAUGGGGGUGUAUGCCGGCGAGGAGCACAUCAUCUUUGGGGAGCCCCGGGAGCUCCUGACCAAUGUCUGGGUGCAGGAAGGGUACCUGGAGUACCGGCAGGUGCCCGGCAGUGACCCUGCCCGCUACGAGUUCCUGUGGGGUCCCAGGGCCCACGCGGAAACCAGCAGGUUGCAAGUGCUGGAGUAUUUGCUGCGAGUCUAUCCCGGGCUGCCGGUUCCCUCCCCGGCCCCCUCUGAAGAGGCUGUGAGCCAUGAGGAAGAGGGGGCCUGA